Messenger RNA from Gossypium raimondii (Peruvian cotton), 1120 nucleotides. Its product is annotated as rac-like GTP-binding protein 5. Gene Ontology annotation, biological process: small GTPase-mediated signal transduction; establishment or maintenance of cell polarity; actin filament organization. The transcript is spliced from 8 exons. Bases 321 to 911 code for a protein of 196 amino acids. The record is from RefSeq and is a predicted model, not a curated record. NCBI's taxonomy places the organism in Eukaryota, Viridiplantae, Streptophyta, Magnoliopsida, Malvales, Malvaceae. Gene Ontology annotation, cellular component: cell cortex; cytoskeleton; nucleus. Gene Ontology annotation, molecular function: GTP binding; protein kinase binding; GTPase activity.
GUAGUUUUCCAUAAUUUUUAAAAAUCAUAAUCUAGUGUAUAAAUAAUGGAUGUUAUUAUGGGGUAAUGAUGAUAAAGGAGUUUGUAUGGAGGGGUAAGCUGUCGAGAGUUUGUUAUAGGGUUUGCUUCGCGAAGAAAAAUGAUGAUCUCAUUCUUCCUUCAACAAACAACUUUAGCGUGAAGCAAAUCUGACCAAGAAAAUCCCCAGAUUGUUAGUGAAAAACCAAAAAGAAAAAAGAAUUUCAAGAUUUGUAGAAGAAAAGGAGAAAAAGACUCGAGCUAUAGGAACGAUUGGGUAUAUUAGUGCGGCGGCGAAGGAAAAUGAGCGCCUCCAGAUUCAUAAAGUGUGUUACUGUCGGCGAUGGUGCUGUCGGCAAAACUUGCUUGCUUAUUUCCUACACCAGCAACACUUUCCCUACGGAUUAUGUCCCUACUGUUUUCGACAAUUUCAGUGCAAAUGUUGUUGUGGAUGGCAGCACUGUCAACUUAGGUUUAUGGGAUACUGCUGGUCAAGAGGAUUACAAUAGAUUGAGACCAUUAAGCUAUCGUGGGGCCGAUGUCUUUAUUCUUGCAUUUUCCCUCAUCAGCAAGGCUAGUUACGAAAAUGUUACAAAGAAGUGGAUUCCUGAAUUAAAGCAUUAUGCACCUGGUGUUCCGAUAGUUCUUGUUGGAACUAAGCUUGAUCUCCGGGAUGAUCAGCAAUUCUUUGUAGACCAUCCUGGUGCAGUGCUCAUUUCUACAGCUCAGGGUGAAGAAUUAAGGAAACAGGUAGGGUCUUCUGCCUACAUCGAGUGUAGUUCAAAAACACAGCAGAAUGUGAAGGCAGUUUUUGAUUCAGCUAUUAAGGUAGUGCUUCAGCCUCCGAAGAAAAGCAAGAAGAAAAAGGCACAUGGUGGUUGCUCAAUAUUGUGAUGGGUGGAAGAUUCAAGUCCGACAAAGAUGGAUCAACCUGCCAGCUUCUUGCUGCUUGUAUCCCUGUCGAUGUCACCUUUUAAAAUUGUAGGAAGCAGCAAGCCAUCAUUGUAUAGUGUCUACUGACAUUCUGGGGGUUUCUGUGAAAGAUUCAAGUGGUUUGUUUCUGUGUUUUUACUUAUUAUCAAUCAAUCUAUAGUUGAUGACAA